AGAAGUUUGAAUAUUGCUUACCAUGGAUGGCUUUGUUUUGAACUUGGUUGGGGCCCCUUCAGGUAGUAUCAUGAACGACACUCCCCCGGAUCCAUUUUUUAUGCGUGUUGAAUCAUGCUUGCCGAACUACCCGUACAAGAAACUGUACGAGUUCGCUUCGUUCUUGUAUGUCCCUAAACAAACUACAAAGCAAAGCUGUGAAGCUUUCCUCCACCAUUCCAGCGACGCAAAGGGCCGCUUACAAGCUUUCCUUGGAAGAGAUGAUGCAUGUAUGGUCACUGGGAACGGUCCAAUACUGUGCCAACUUCAAAUGACUUUUCAACUCAAGAAACGAACAAUCUUGGUGUUCUUCAUGCAUAGCCGCGGUAGGGUGCGCCUGAUUGCUAUGUCACGUUGUGGUUUAGAGACUCCCCCAUUGAAGUGUUACUCAUACGAGAUAACAACAGCAUCAUGUGCCCACCCUCGUGCCCAACCUUGACCUCUUAAUAUGUUGACAAACUUUUGCUAUGUCUUGAUUAUUACUUUUGUGUUUUCUACUUUUGAUGAUGAUGUCGCUCCAGUAACUACAAACAUACGCAGCUGUUUCCCCUCUCUACUAAGCCAAGACAUGUCCAUUGUAUGCUUAAAUGCUUGUUUCCUCUUGUACUCUGAAUUGACAUUACUCAUUUCAAACUUCUAACUAUUGCAUAGUUGAUUGGGC
Molecule: messenger RNA, 700 nt
Organism: Cuscuta epithymum
Lineage: Eukaryota; Viridiplantae; Streptophyta; Magnoliopsida; Solanales; Convolvulaceae
Source: the annotation of a GenBank genome assembly